Molecule: messenger RNA, 2303 nt
Organism: Lucilia sericata (common green bottle fly)
Lineage: Eukaryota; Metazoa; Arthropoda; Insecta; Diptera; Calliphoridae
Gene: myo
Product: growth/differentiation factor 8
Exons: 4
Coding region: 311-2119 (602 amino acids)
Biological process (GO): SMAD protein signal transduction
Cellular component (GO): extracellular region
Molecular function (GO): cytokine activity; growth factor activity
Source: RefSeq, a predicted model, not a curated record
AAGUUGGACAUUUUGGUCAUACAGGGUUUUAUUAAAAUGAGUGUAACUUUCCUAGCAAAAAUUGUCCAAAGGAGUUCAGAUAGCUCAAAAAUGAGCGUCAAAAAUGAGUGACUUAUUCUGUUUUAUUAUUAUAAUGCAGAACAUAAAAGCGAUUAGUAAAAGUAAAAUCCUUAAAUAUUAAAUAAUAAUGAAAGAGAAUUUUAAUUGGAAAAAUUAAAAUUUUUCUGAUUUAAAGUGAAAAACUCCAAAAUUUUCGAGCCAAAAAUUUAUAACAUCAUCCAAAUAAUAAUAAUAAGAUCCAAAUAAAUCCAUGGAACCAAGAAAAAGGGUUUAUUUUCUAAAAUUAUUUAUCAAAUCAAGAAGUGCCCAUAAUGUUUCAAGCAAAUAUUCUCUUGGGUCAAUCUUACUCAUAUUUACUAUAAUUUUGAAUGUGAUAUCAACAACAACAGUAGAGGAAUUAUUUAGUAAUGAUGAAAGCAAUUUUCAAUUAGAAGAAGGCUUAAGUAAUCGCAUCAAGGAUUACACUUCAAAAAUAUUCAACAUAACUACAUCCGCAACCUAUGAUUUUCCAAAAAAUGAACGAAAAGUGUAUUUAUCAAAUAAUUUAUUUUCAUCGUCAUUUAUAUUUUACACCGAUGAAAGCAGUUCAAAUUUAAUCAAUCAUGACGAUAUACUGCAAAAGCACCAUAUUUUUAAAAUCGCUCGCAAUACAAACGUCACUAGGGCUCAAAUAAAUCAUGCCAAACAUAAACAUCUCUACAACUUAGACGACGAAACAUCUGCAUUUGAUGAGGAUUAUGUUUUUGAAUACGAUGACGAUAAUUCCACAUUGAAAUCGGCGAAUAACUCCACAAAAUUUACAAGAGAUCCUGGUUGCUCUUCGUGCCAACACCAUGAAAAUACUAAAAAAGAAACAUUGGAAUCGAUAAAGAAAAAUAUCUUGAUGCGUUUGCAAAUAACACAACCACCCAAUAUAACAGAUCCACCACUAGUAGUGCCUCAAAAAAUACUGGAUAAUUUCUACAAAAAUUUUAAUUAUUCAAGGAUAUCGACCCAAUCAUCCGUCUACAAACAUCCACAUUAUAACAAUAAAAUUCAUAAACCAAAAACUAAAGCGAGCGCGAAAAAUGUCCAGGACGAGUUAGUAGACGAGGAGGAUGAUGCUGAUGAUUCAAGCAGAACUCUAAAAAGAACACAUAAUGAUGACAUUAUGUUAAGUGACAAUAGAUAUGAAUUUUUCGAUGAGGAAUUUUCAACAUUUGCCUCACAAGCAGACGAAUUCUAUUCGCGUCUUCAUAGCAUUUAUGUGUUUCCAACAAAAUCGCGCAUUCAUCAUAAUCGUAAACCCGAGAUUUUUAAUUUUAAAUUCAAUAGUGAUCCAUCUCGCAUAUCGAGCACUAUAUUACACAUAUAUAUCAAAGGGCUAAAUUGGAUUUAUGAAUAUCAACCAGAUUUGAUGGAGAAAAAGAAUAUGGAAAUUUCAAUUAAAAAGAAACCGGAGAUAACCAUUUUUAUAUAUAGAGUACUUAGACGACCUAAUUCGAUGAAUUAUACACAUACAGUAAAGUUACUUGAAAGUCGGCAGAAAAUACCGCCGGGUAAAGGACAGUGGGUGGAGAUUGAAAUUAAGGAAUUAUCCACAUAUUGGACUAAAACACCAAAUUCUACUCAAAGCAUUGUUAUACGUGGUAUGGAAUCUUGGAUGCGUACUUUUAUAGUAACUGAGGAUGAAAGCAAUGAUAAAUCAUUAACAAUGCACAUAGAAAUUGUGACAAAAGUAAAAAAUCGUUACAAACGAAAUGCUGCGCUGGACUGUCGCGAAAGCGAUAAUGAAGUGCGCUGUUGUCGCUACCCCCUGAAAGUUAACUUCACAAAUUUCGGAUGGAAUUUUAUUGUUGCACCUCAACAUUUUGACGCAUACUUCUGUAAUGGAGAGUGUAAUGUCGGCUAUUUGGAGAAGUAUACACACACUCACAUAACAUCGCUUACGACAUCGGCUAAGCCGUGCUGUUCACCACAAAAGUUGAGUCCUCUUGCACUUUUGUAUUUUGAUAACAAUAACAAACUUAUGUACAGCACUAUACCAAACAUGUCCGUUGAAAAAUGCAGUUGUUCCUGAUGGGUAAUACAGAUAAGGGGCAAAUUAAAAUUAAUUCUGUUUUCGGAUAUGGCUGUAAUUUUUGUAUUAAAAAGUCCUUGUUGUGUUCUAUGGAUAGUUUGAAUCAAAACAAUAAUAGUACAGUAUGUACAUAUGUAUGUCAUUUAUUAAAUAAAAUUUAAAUAAAAAAAAUAUCUAAUUUUCA